Molecule: messenger RNA, 1712 nt
Organism: Lycium barbarum (goji berry)
Lineage: Eukaryota; Viridiplantae; Streptophyta; Magnoliopsida; Solanales; Solanaceae
Product: cytochrome P450 71A2-like
Exons: 2
Coding region: 1-1518 (505 amino acids)
Molecular function (GO): monooxygenase activity; heme binding; oxidoreductase activity, acting on paired donors, with incorporation or reduction of molecular oxygen
Source: RefSeq, a predicted model, not a curated record
AUGGAUCUUCCAUGGUAUUCUCUUCUAAUUCCUCUGCUUGUUUUCAUUUUCUCCCUUCAUCAGUGCUUCUUUACUACCUCAAACGUCCAAAAAAAGUUACCACCAUCCCCAAGAAAGCUUCCAAUUAUAGGAAAUUUGCAUCAACUUGGGUCACAUCCUCACCGUUCUCUCCAUAAGCUUUCAGAAAAACAUGGUCCAGUCAUGCUACUUCACUUGGGAAGUAAGCCAAUGCUCAUUGCUUCCUCUGUUGAGGCUGCUCGUGCUAUCAUGAAAACUCAUGAUCUCAUCUGGGCAAGCAGACCUAAAUCCAGCAUUGUUGAUAGACUCUUUUAUCGCUCCAAGGACGUGGGCUUUAGUCCAUUUGGUGAAUAUUGGAGGCAAGUUAGAUGUAUUACUGUUCUUCAUCUUCUCAGCAAUAAAAGAGUUCAAUCUUUUCGUGGUGUCAGAGAAGAUGAAACAACGAAUAUGAUUGCAAAAAUCAGGGAAGGUUGUGAUUCUUCGAGUUCAGUAAUAUAUUUGGGAGAUCAUUUAUGUGCUCUCACUAAUAACAUAAUUAGCCGAGUGGCCUUAGGGAGGACAUAUAAUGAAAGGGAAAGUGGAAUAGAUGCAAAGGCCAUCCUAGCAGAAUUUGUUGAACUUUUAGGUUGUUUUAACGUUGGGGAUUAUAUUCCGUGGCUUAAAUGGAUCAAUAAAAUCACUGGUUUGGACACCAAAGUGGAGAAAGUAGCUAAAAAGUUGGAUAUAUUUUUAGAGAGUGUGAUUGAAGAACACAUUAUUAGGAACAAGGAAAGGAAAUACCGCGCAGGUGAAGCUAAAGACUUCGUGGACGUUUUGCUAGAAAUUCAAAAUGGAAAGGAAACUGGCUUUCCUCUUCAAAGGGAUUCAUUGAAAGCUAUCCUCUUGGAUUCGUUUGCUGCUGGCACGGAUACAACAUAUACAACUCUAGAUUGGACAAUGGCAGAGCUUUUGAGGCAGCCAAGAACCAUGGAAACAUUACAGAAUGAAGUGCGACAAUUAGCUCAAGGAAAAUCGGAGAUAACAGAGGAUGAUCUAAAAAAUAUGCAGUAUCUGAAAGCAGCAAUCAAGGAAAGCCUCAGGCUUCAUCCAGCAAUUCCACUACUACUUCCUCGAGAAUCAAUGGAAGACGUGAAAUUGUUAGGCUAUUAUCACAUUCCUGCCCAAACUCAAGCCAUUGUUAAUGCUUGGGCUAUCGGAAGAGACCCGUUAUUGUGGGGAAAUCCAGAGGAGUAUCGGCCAGAGAGAUUCUUAAAUAGUGAUAUUCAUGAUGUCAAAGGACUAAACUGUGAGUUCAUUCCCUUCGGAGCUGGUAGAAGGGGCUGCCCAGGAAGUAGUUUUGCUAUUGCAGUAAUUGAGCUAGCAGUAGCGAAGCUUGUGCAUAAGUUUAAUUUUGCAUUACCAGAAGGGUUAAAACCGGAGGAUAUGGAUAUGACUGAAAGCACCGGCAUAACUACUCGUAGGAAAUCACCUUUGCUAGUUGUGGCCACUCCAUGUACUUAAGAGUUUAUUACUCCAUUUCUUACUAUCUGGAUCACAGAUCUUAUUCACCAAUAUUAUCAAUGAAACCUAGUUCCCAGCAUGGCUAGUAGUUAGUAAUAAAUUCACUAUAUGUACAAGUUAAUUGGUCGACACCCUUUUUGGGUGUUAGUAUAUCUGUUUUAUGUUCUUUUAUGCAAUAUUAAUUUCUUGUUCUA